Messenger RNA from Daktulosphaira vitifoliae (grape phylloxera), 1096 nucleotides. RefSeq lists its product as uncharacterized. Lineage: Eukaryota; Metazoa; Arthropoda; Insecta; Hemiptera; Phylloxeridae. The transcript is spliced from 5 exons. The record is from RefSeq and is a predicted model, not a curated record. Bases 332 to 925 code for a protein of 197 amino acids.
AUUAUUAUUAAUAAAAGGAAAUUCUAAUAUGUUUACAUAAAUAUUUGUAUACAAUUUUAUGUUUAAUUCAAAGUACAUGCGUAUGGAAUUUGGAUACAGUUCUUGUUUACACCUAAUAUUGCACAAGCAUUACGGAGUAUCAUUAAAAUACAUUUUAAAUUAAAUGAAUUUAAAUUUGUUUUUUGCCAUUAAAAAUUUACCAAUAAUAAUUGUCCUUUUUAUAGGUUUUAAUGUAUUAAACAUUAAUACCGUGUUUUAGAAUUAUUUAUCAUAUGAUAAAGUUAUGUGUUGAUGGUUGCUAAUAAUUUUAAUAAACAAUGUUUAUGAAAACAUGCCUCAGUCGAUUUAUGACCAAAGCCCGUCGAAUUUAGAACAAUUUUUUACAUUUAUUAAAACAGUGAUAUGCCCUUGUCUAUAUUAUAGAAAGAAAACCGCUGAUAUUAUGUCAACAUAUGAUUGUAAUUAUUCAGCUCAUAAAAUCCAAGUAUGUAAUUGUUGUAAUUCAACGUUGAAACCAAAACAACAUUAUUCAAAUAAAAUUCAACCCAAUAAAGAGGUUUGUUGCAACAACUCAAAAUUAAAACAUUCUGAAUCACUUUCUUGCAAUAAAAGAAAAGGCAAUCAUGUAAAAGUACGGCCAAUGUCAAAUAAUAUCUAUGCAUCGCAUAACAAUACUUCUCAUGUUAAAAGACAACUAUGCCAACAAUCUUUACCUAGGAGAGAUGAAUUGUGUAAAUGUUGUCAUUCCGUAACGAAAAAAUCAUUUGAAUGUCGACCAAACCAAGUUAAGGUUUGCAAAAAAAACAUUCCUAAAAAAAAAACAUUUUUCGAUAAGAUUUUCUACGCUGAAAAAACUUGUUGUAAACGAAAUAAAAUGACUAAUGUUCAUUUAAUAAAUAGACGUCCCAUUCGAGUAAAUUGUUAAAAUUGAAUUAAAAGUUUCAUCGAUAAUCGAAACGAAAUGAAAACUUAUCAUCAUUUAUGUGAACGAGUGCUGAACUGAAUGAAAAGAAAAGUAUUGCAUACGGUGUUAGAAAAAAUAAAAAAAAUCCAAAAUCUAAAUUUGAUCGUUUUAAACUUUUUUUAUUUAGUAAUU